CUCUCUUCGAUUGUCUGUGUGCUCUGUUAUUAGAACUCUCUUUCUCUCUCUUCCAUUCGUUCAGUAGCAUCCCUUUAAAUAGAGGUUCUCUAUUCAGAACCAAAUCUUCCAACCAAAAUAGAUUAUCUUUUUAAGAAUAUCCACACCGUUUUUCUCGCUGGUUUUCUUUCUAUUUUCCUGUUGUUCUUACACCAACUCCAUUUUUUUUUGUGAUUUUUUUUUUUUUCACAACCCAGAAAUCUAGAGGCAAGAAUCCGCAAAAAUAAUCCAUACCCAGAAUUUUUUUUCUGAAAUAUCUUGUGGGGUUUAUCUAAUUUUUAUUUUUUUAUAAAUUUUUCUUUCCUUUUAGUCUUGAAGUUAAUAGAUACACAAAGCUGAAUAUAUAAUUCAUAUAAAGCUGUAGUUUUUGUGUGUGUCGAAGCAUCUGUAUUUUGCUGUAUCGAAAGAGUUUUGAGGAUUUUUUUGUUGAAGUUCUAUUUUGCUGAGAGUUUCUUGUUCUAAGUGCUACUCCCAUGGCUGCUCAAUUGCAAAAACCUGCGGAUGAAAUGAGUAGGAAGAAGCUUCAUGGUGAUUCUUCAACGGCUGAACUCAAUAAUUCCAAUAUGGUUCCUUCUAAGGGUGCAAGUUCUCCAUCUGAUGCAAGAUCAUGUGUAUCAUCAAUAGGAGAUGCAUCUGGUAGUGUUAAAGAAGGGGAUCUGGAUCAUGAGUACAUAUCCACAGAUCAGGGUUUUUCUUAUCCUGCUGGUGGUUAUUAUGGAUACUACUAUCCAGGUUAUGGUGGUUUCUUUGGAGAGCCAGAAAGCCAAGGAUACUAUGUUGGUGCUGAUGCCGUGGAUCUUCAGUAUCCUGUCAUGCAAGCAGAUAAUGGAUCUUAUGUCUAUCUCAUGCCAGGAUUUCAGACUGGCUACCCUUCAUACUUUCCUUUGAGUCCAGCUGGUAUUGAGGGACAGUUUGUUGGCCAUCAUAUGUACACUCCUGGUUCCAUCUUUCAACAACCCGUUGGAUCACCUGGUUAUUAUUCAGCUUCUAUACCUUAUGGGGAGUUACUGCCAUCAACAUACUCAUGGGAUUCACACCUAACUUCACAAGAUGGAUCACAGGGCAAUGGUUAUCAUGAAUUGGCUGGUAAACCAAAUGGUAGGUCUAACUUGUCUUCCCAGAAUCAUUCUGGAGGUAUUGUGCCAAAGUCUGUUCCCCCUCCUAACUUGAGCAACACAUCAGAAGUGAAGGGUUCCAUGCCAUUACUAGAUGUGUCAUCAACUCAUGCUAAGCGUAACCAUCCAAAACAAACAAACAAGGCACCCGUUUGUGGCUCAGUCCUGCAUUCGGAUGCAAUGGCAAAGGGUUGCAUGCCUAUCACCAAGUUUCCCACAUACAAUCAAGGAAAGAGUGGAUUCCUCUAUCCAAACAACUUGCUUAAUGGGAAAGGAAAUACAAAGGGAUGGGUUAGUACUGAAAAGUUGAAAAUGAGAGGCAAGGUUAAUGAUUCAUUUCAUGAGCAGAAUCAGGGUCCUAGAACAGCUAAUGCAAAAGUUGCAUUAAUGUCUGGAGGUAAUUCUGCAAGAACCUUGGCCGUAGAUGGGAGCGGAAAUGUUAACAGCAAAAUCAGGACAGAUCAAUAUAAUCUUCCUGAUUUUCCAACUAAAUAUGAUCAUGCACUUUUCUUUGUCAUCAAAUCAUACAGUGAAGAUGAUAUCCAUAAGAGCAUCAAGUACAAUGUGUGGGCGAGUACUCCUAAUGGGAAUAAGAGGCUGGAUUGUGCAUUUCUGGAUGCACAGAAGCAAAUGGAAGAGAAAGGAAGCAAGUGCCCCGUAUUCCUUUUCUUUUCGGUCAAUGCGAGUGGUCAAUUUUGCGGAGUAGCUGAGAUGACUGGGAGAGUUGAUUUCAAUAAGAGUAUGGAUUUCUGGCAACAAGAUAAAUGGAAUGGAUAUUUCCCCGUCAAAUGGCACAUCAUAAAGGAUGUUCCAAAUCCUCAGCUACGACAUAUAAUACUCGAGAAUAAUGAUCACAAGCCUGUAACAAAUAGUAGAGACACACAAGAGGUGAGUUUUCCCCAAGGUGUUGAAAUUCUAAACAUUUUUAAGAACCAUGUGGCAAGAACAUCCAUAUGGGAUGACUUUGAAUUUUAUGAAAGCCGUCAGAAGGUCAUGCAGGAGAAGAAAAUAAGACAAUCUAUGCCCCAUACCAAUAUACAGCAUGUAGAUGAAUUAACCACUGUAUUAGUGUCAGUAGACAUAUCAAGUGUGAAGAACAUGGAGGAUCCUAAGUUGGUUGAGAAAGUGAACAAUGACUGAAGAAAAUGUAGAGAUGAUGAUUUUCCUAGGGACCCCGCCAUGUUAGCAUGCUGGUUAAGAUUGCUACAGUUCACAGAGCAGUUGACACUGCCAAACCUGAGCUACAAUGUAAGAGCUCAUGAAUUCAAGUUGAAGUUCUAAUCAAAAUUCUUGCUGAUGAUUUAGAAGGAAAAAAAAAACAAAUAAUAUCAUGUGGGCAAAUGAUGGAUGGAUCCCAAAUUGUACAAACUAUUCAAAGGAGGAAAGGUUUGAAGUGGAUUAGACAUGGUGAUUGGUGGUUUUACGUGGUUAUUAUGAAAGCACAUAUCAUUUACUUCAUUUUAUUUUUUUUUGGUUUGCACAUAAUAAGUUCAGUUUGGUUCCUUGUUCUUGGUUUUUUUUUUUUUUUUUUUUUUUUCACUCUUUUUCCCCCUUUAUGUAGUGAAUUUAACGUAACAAAUGCUAUUAAGCAUGAGAGUUGAAUACUCUCAUGUGAAAAAGUGGUCAUGUUAUUUGAUCAUAAUCAUUCAUUUAAAAAUUAUACAAUUUUCUCUCUGUUAUCUCAUCAUGAAUGUGGUUGUGAUCAAAUAACAUGAUCAUAUGAUUACUUUUUCACAUAAGGGAUUAGCUCCCGUUAAGCAUAGGACAGUUCACUAGUAAUAUGUUGAAAAUGAUGGGUUGCCAUGGAGGAUAAUGUAAAAUUAUUGGAGUUGGGAAUCCUAUGACUAUGCAUUAUUUGAAGUAUGUUGCUUGUGGCUUUGGAGUCAAUGUUUUAUUAUUAUAUGAUGAAAUUGAGUGGUGAAUCUGUUUAGAAUCUUUAGGCAAUCAAAAGGGAUAAAAGAAAAAAUAAAAUUAAUAGACUUAUGUGUCACUUUUUUGGUGCGUCAUUUGGCUUAUAAUUUGAUAGCUUUAAUAAUGAAAU
Molecule: messenger RNA, 3195 nt
Organism: Gastrolobium bilobum
Lineage: Eukaryota; Viridiplantae; Streptophyta; Magnoliopsida; Fabales; Fabaceae
Product: YTH domain-containing protein ECT4-like
Exons: 9
Coding region: 513-2294 (593 amino acids)
Biological process (GO): mRNA destabilization
Cellular component (GO): cytoplasm
Molecular function (GO): mRNA binding
Source: RefSeq, a predicted model, not a curated record